GGAACUCACAUUAUCUAAAGUCACUUCCCUUCUUACCCAUUAAAGGGAAUGUCUUUUUCUUCCCUUCUUACCCAUUAAACAAAGUCUCCCUUCUUUUUCCUUUCAAAAAUUUCAACCAAUUCUUGGUUUGCAUGGAAGUGGUGGUGGGAAACCAGGGCGGCGGCGGCGGGGCGAGGGAGUACAGGAAGGGGAACUGGACGGUGCAGGAGACGAUGGUGUUGGUGGAGGCGAAGAGGAUGGACGACGAGCGGAGAAUGAGGCGGCAAGCCGGCGGAGACGGCGGCGGGAAGCCGACGGAGCUGAGGUGGAAGUGGGUGGAGGACUAUUGCUGGAGCAAUGGGUGUCUGAGAAGCCAGAACCAGUGCAAUGACAAGUGGGAUAAUCUCAUGAGGGAUUUCAAGAAGGUGAGAGAGUAUGACAGGAGACUGCUUCACCGGAGCGGCGGCGGCGGCGGAGACGGCCACGAUCACGGCGGCGGCGGCGGUGAGAAGUCGUAUUGGAAGAUGGAGAGGAACGAGAGGAAAGACAACAACUUGCCCACCAACAUGCUGCGCGAAAUUUACGACGCGCUGAUUGAGGUUGUGGAGAGGAAGCCGCCGGUGGCCGGUCAAAGAACGGUCGUCGGGGUCGCCGGCGCUUCGACUUCAGGUUUCGUUCCUCAAUUGCCGCCACCAGUAAUGCAGCAGCAGCAGCCACUUGAACAUCGUGAAGUGGUGGUGGCACAUCCGCCACCGCCGCCACCUCCUCCUCCGGUGGCGCAGCAGCCACCGUUGUACAUACCUUGCCCUGCCCAGCCCUUCCCCAGAAUGUGUGAUAGCUCAGAUCCUGAAACAAGGGAGCAGAGCUCUUCCGAGUCACCGGCAGCAAAGAGGAGAAGAAUAACGACGGCGACGGCGACAACUCACGAGCAGCUUCCGGCGCCGGCGCAGAGCGGCGGCGGCAGCUCGGCCCUUGCCGCGAGUGCGACGCUGAUAGCGGAGGCGAUUCAGACGAGCGAGGAGAGGGAGGAGAGGAGGCACAGGGAGAUGGUGAGCUUGCAGCAGAGGAGACUCCGUCUCGAGGAAUCGACGGCUGAGAUCAACCGGCAGGGCAUCAACGGCCUCGUCGACGCCAUCAACAGACUCGCCAAUUCCAUCCUUGCUUUGGCUACUACUAAUAAUGCUAAUACUAACAACAUCAACCAACCUCCUCCCCCUCCUCCUUGAACUCGCCGGCCGCCGGCCUCCGCCGCCCAUGUCCGGGAACAGUGUCUGAGAAAGGAUGAAGAAAUCCCAGUUCUUCAUGAAGCUGGACCAUUGCAGAAGCCAGAUGCCCAAAUCGGCUCAAUUCUUCUGAGAAACAGAUGAAAUUCCGAGGUACACAAUGAAAUGAAACCUCAACCACCCACAAUCUCAAACUCGUUUUCAUUUCUUCAGUCUACGCUGCUAGUUUGAGCUUUUUCCCUUCAAUUUCUCCAGAAAUUGUCUUGGAAGCAAUCGAAUGACCCAAGAGUCAUUCCCCUUAGUAUUUUGUAGUUUAGAAAGGUCACUGUUGAUUGAUUGCUGUUACUGGGCAUUCAAUGAUAAUUCCUAGAAUCGGCAAAAGGGUGUGUUGGGAAAUGAUUUCCCAUCUUAAUGACGUAUUGAUUCCGUCUUCGAUUUCUAUUUCUGAGAGAGGAUCUUCUUCUUCUUCAUCUGUUUCACCGAGUCUAAAAGCAUUAAGGUUGAAGGGAAUUCGGUGUUUUCGAAGUUGUGAUCAUACUCAUUCUAGCAAAAUACCCAUGGCAGAAUCGACCAGCCAGAGACCUAACUCUGUUAAAGGUAUGAAAGUAUCACGAGCAGUGAGAAGUGAUGCGCAAGCUGCACUCUUUGAU
Molecule: messenger RNA, 1852 nt
Organism: Cuscuta campestris
Lineage: Eukaryota; Viridiplantae; Streptophyta; Magnoliopsida; Solanales; Convolvulaceae
Source: the annotation of a GenBank genome assembly